GCAGCGAGCGUCCUCCUCCUCCUCCUUCUUCUCCUUUCUUCUUCAUCGCCAUCGACGCUCCUCUGUCUUCCUCUCUCUCCUCGAGCGGGUCUUGCGCUACGCCCGCCUCGUCGGCAGCAGGGCCCCGGAGCGCCCCCCCGCCGCGCCCCCUUCGCCCAGGUCCGCUCCUGCGUAUGGGCUCACCAUGCGCAGGAUUCGGGCCAACGCCAUCGCGAUCCUAACCGUCGCCUGGAUCCUGGGCACCUUCUACUACCUGUGGCAGGACAGCAAGCCGGCGGCGGCGGCGGCGGCGUCUGCACCCUCGUCAGCGGGGAACCACCACCCGGGAGGUGGGCGGCUGGAGAUCCACCGGGACGACAGGACCAUCCCGCUUAUAGUGAGCCAGCCCCCGCAUGGCGACCUUCUGCUGGGCGGCCUGGAUGAGAACAAAUACCUGGACGCGAAGCAGCCGAAACCCGGAGACGACCCGUACAGGGAGCACGCCUUCAACCUCGUCGAGAGCCACCGCCUGGGAGCGCAGCGGCCGCUCAGGGACACCAGACACUACAGGUGCGCGGCGCUAAACUAUGACGUCGACCUCCCGUCCACUAGCGUCAUCAUCACCUUCCAUAACGAGGCCCGCUCCACACUGUUGCGCACCGUCAAAAGCGUCCUGAUGCGGAGUCCUCCUCAGCUCAUUCACGAAAUCAUUCUGAUUGAUGACUUCAGCGCCGACGCCGACGACUGCCAACUGCUCGCUCAGAUCCCCAAGGUCCACUGCUUGAGAAACGGCAGGAGAGAGGGACUUAUCCGGUCCCGAGUUCGAGGAGCCAACGCGGCCUCGGCCCCCAUCUUGACUUUCUUGGACAGCCACUGUGAGGUCAACACUGAUUGGUUGCAACCCAUGAUCCAGCGUGUCAAGGAGGACCAUACGCGAGUGGUCAGCCCCAUCAUCGAUGUCAUCAGCCUGGAUAACUUUGCUUACUUGGCAGCAUCGGCCGAUUUGAGAGGAGGAUUCGACUGGAGUCUCCAUUUUAAAUGGGAGCAGAUUCCACUUGAGCAGAAAAUGGCCAGGAGUGACCCCACGCAGCCAAUCAGGACCCCGGUGAUUGCGGGUGGCAUCUUUGCCAUGGACAAGAGUUGGUUCAACCAUCUUGGACAGUACGACACCCACAUGGACAUUUGGGGUGGGGAGAACUUUGAGCUGUCGUUCCGCGUAUGGAUGUGCGGCGGCAGCCUGGAGAUCUUGCCGUGCAGUCGCGUGGGUCACGUGUUCCGGAAGCGACACCCGUACGACUUCCCGGAAGGCAACGCUCUCACCUACAUCAAGAACACACGGCGAGCCGCCGAGGUGUGGAUGGACGAGUACAAGCAGUACUACUACUCGGCUAGGCCCUCGGCGCAGGGCAAAGCUUUUGGCAGCAUAACUGACCGUGUGACGCUACGGCGGAAGCUCAACUGCAAACCUUUCCGCUGGUACAUGGAGAAUGUCUACCCUGAGCUAAGGGUUCCCGAGCAGGAGGCCGUGUCCAGCAUUCUCAGACAGGGAACCCUGUGCCUGGAGACCCGCGGGACGGACGGACUCGGCCUGUCGGAGUGCAAGGUGGUCAGAGGCAGCAGACCGCAGGCGCAGAGGUGGGAGUUAAUUGAGCCGCUGAUCCGCCAGCGCGACCUUUGCUUGGCCAUCACGCUCUUCACUGCCGGGUCAAAGGUCACCAUGGAGCCCUGCAAUGCCAAAGAGCCUCGACAGAAAUGGAAACCCAAAGGCUCGGCCCUGCAGCACACAGUCAGUGGGCUGUGUCUGGAUAGUCAGAGCCCGCCCGGGCCCCCUGUCAUCGCUCAGUGUCGCCCCCUGGUGGCCAGCCAGGCCUGGGAGCCUCAGAUCAUCAACUGAAGGACCAAAGGAAGGUUCCCGAAACAGAAGGAUUGUCUUGGCCUUGCUUCUAGAGCAGUGUAGGAUGCUCCAUCUUUAAAGGAGGCUGCAGCUCUUUUAACCUAAACUUGUUGUUUGUUUUUUACAUGUAUGUGUUAAUAAGAGGACUGAUGGGCAUAAAGCUUUGGUUGGGUGGUGUUUUUUUAUUUAUUGUUCUGCAUGUUUGCACCUAAAGAAUGCUUUUUUUUCCUGCUUCCUGUCCUGUCAUCAUGUUGCGAAAAUACUCAAAAGUGUACAUUUGCUUGAUAUUUUGUUGAAUGUGUGUGAAUGUGUAAAGUCCAUCUGACAAAUAAAAUGUUGUAACAAAGAA
Syngnathus typhle (broad-nosed pipefish) is the source of this 2222-nucleotide messenger RNA. RefSeq names its product UDP-N-acetyl-alpha-D-galactosamine:polypeptide N-acetylgalactosaminyltransferase 16 (gene galnt16). The transcript has 15 exons. Lineage: Eukaryota; Metazoa; Chordata; Actinopteri; Syngnathiformes; Syngnathidae. Bases 185 to 1873 code for a protein of 562 amino acids. Gene Ontology annotation, cellular component: Golgi apparatus. The record is from RefSeq and is a predicted model, not a curated record.